This is a messenger RNA of Antrostomus carolinensis (chuck-will's-widow), 480 nucleotides long. RefSeq names its product Q-nucleotide N-glycosylase 1 (gene QNG1). Lineage: Eukaryota; Metazoa; Chordata; Aves; Caprimulgiformes; Caprimulgidae. The record is from RefSeq and is a predicted model, not a curated record. Bases 1 to 480 code for a protein of 159 amino acids. The transcript is spliced from 3 exons.
AUGCCAGUUGUAAAUUGUGGUGUUAUGAAGGGUGGCAGAAUAAAACUGGAAAAUAAAAAGGUGUCUUUCUACAAACGGGCACAAAUACUUGUGGCUGAUACCUGGAGUGUAUUAGAAGGCAAAGGAGAUGGCUCUUUUGAUGACAUUUCUAGCCUGACUAUAUUUGCUGACUACAGAAUUCCUCAAGUUCUCGUUCAUUUAAAAGCAAUGAAGUAUUCUGAAGAACUAAUGAAGAAACUACGUGAAGGAAGAAUUUUCCAGUCUGGAGACAAGGAGGAGGUGGAGAUCCGUGGCUGCUCUAUUUGGUGUUGCACGUUGAUUUGUAAGCACCUGCUGGAGCUCUAUGAGAAGAAGGGUCAGGACAUGCGUGGGAAGAUCAACGCGGUUUUACUCGAUUAUUAUCUUUGGGACUAUGCCAGGGAUCACAGGGGAGAGAUGGAAGAUAUUCCGUUCCACCGCGUUCGCUGUAUCUAUUACUGA